AUGGGCAUCGAUCGUUCUCUUCUCAAAGAAAAGCAAAGUGAAGCCAACCCAUACAAAAAGCAAUACAAAAAGAUGAAAAAAAACAAAAGUCUGCACUCUUUGCAAAGCAAAUUACGGAAGCAGCAAAAACACAAUCUUAUGUUCGAAAUAUCGAAAAUAUCAACCUAUCAAUCCUUUCGUGGAAGAAAUAUGGAACGAGUGGAAAAUACGAAAAAAAAAAUGAUAUUCUCCAAUAUUUCACAAAACGGACAACGAAAAAAUCGAAAAUCGAGCUGUGGAACAGGAUUCGCCUUUUCCAUCAAUCAAAAGGCUAGCGAAUCGGAAGUGAGCACAGAAAUAAGAAAUAUCAUCGAAAAAAUUGUUUUUAAUACUUUACUGCCUUUCUCGUUUCUUCAAGUCAAAACGGAAAACGAAAAAGAAAAGGUACGCAAGGGGAUUACAAUCAUUAUGGAUCAAGUUGAAAAAGAGAAACAACUUCCUCCUUGUCUCGAGCCUCCCGUUGAACGUAACGCACGAUUCCACGGAAUUAAUCAAGAAAUCACCGAAAAAUUGCUAUCGUAUAUUCUUAGGUUAGAUUGCUUAAAGCAAAUCAAAAUGGUGUAA
This is a messenger RNA of Acaulospora morrowiae, 603 nucleotides long. NCBI's taxonomy places the organism in Eukaryota, Fungi, Glomeromycota, Glomeromycetes, Diversisporales, Acaulosporaceae. The record is from the annotation of a GenBank genome assembly.